AUGGCUUCCGCCACUGCCCAGGUAUACUUCUUCUGCCCCUCCCUUAUCAUCAGCCCAAACACACCGCUCCAAGUUACCCUGAACCGGAACCUUUCUUUUGUCCUGCAGGGCAUUCACCAGGUCACAUUCGAAGAUCGACCCAUCCCUGAACUCAAGAACCCCCACGAUGUCCUGAUCAAUGUAAAAUACACCGGUAUUUGUGGCAGUGAUGUUCACUACUGGGAGCACGGAGCCAUUGGCCAAUUCGUCGUCAAGGACCCAAUGGUCCUGGGCCACGAGUCCGCCGGUGUGAUCAGCAAGGUCGGAUCAGCUGUCAAGUCACUGAAAGUGGGCGAUCGUGUCGCCAUGGAGCCUGGUAUCGCGUGUCGUCGUUGCGAGCCCUGCAAGGGUGGAAAAUACAACCUGUGUGAGAACAUGACGUUCGCUGCAACCCCACCAUAUGAUGGAACUCUGGCCAAGUACUAUGUCCUCCCCGAGGAUUUCUGCUACAAGCUUCCUGAGAACCUCUCUCUGCAGGAGGGUGCUCUGAUGGAGCCAUUGAGUGUUGCUGUUCAUAUUGUGCGACAGGCUCAAGUGAGCCCUGGUCAAUCUGUUGUUGUCUUUGGUGCGGGUCCCGUUGGUCUGCUGUGCUGUGCUGUGGCUACUGCUUUCGGUGCUUCAAAGGUUAUCGCGGUGGAUAUCCAGCAGCCUCGUCUGGACUUUGCAAAGGAAUACGCUACUACCUCUACCUUCAUGCCAUCCAAGGUGCCACACCAAGAGAACGCUGAGCGCUUGAUCAAGGAGAAUAACUUGGGUGGUGGUGCUGAUGUUGCUAUUGAUGCUUCGGGAGCUGAGGCAUCUGUGCACACUGGUAUUCACGUUCUCCGUAACGGUGGUAGCUAUGUACAGGGUGGUAUGGGUCGUAGCGAGAUUCAGUUCCCCAUUAUGGCCGCCUGUGCUAAGGAGUUGACCCUCAAGGGUAGCUUCCGUUAUGGCAGCGGUGACUACAAGCUGGCAGUCAGCUUGGUCGCAUCGGGCAAGAUCGAUGUGAAGAAGUUGAUCACAGGUACGGUUAAGUUCGAGGAGGCAGAGCAGGCUUUCAAGGAGGUCAAGGCUGGAAAGGGAAUCAAGACUUUGAUUGCAGGAAUCGACGUGUAA
Penicillium malachiteum is the source of this 1137-nucleotide messenger RNA. Its product is annotated as NAD(P)-dependent alcohol dehydrogenase. Gene Ontology annotation, molecular function: zinc ion binding; L-iditol 2-dehydrogenase (NAD+) activity. Lineage: Eukaryota; Fungi; Ascomycota; Eurotiomycetes; Eurotiales; Aspergillaceae. Gene Ontology annotation, biological process: D-sorbitol catabolic process. The coding region runs from base 1 to 1137 and encodes 378 amino acids. The transcript has 3 exons. The record is from RefSeq and is a predicted model, not a curated record.